GCCAUAUUUUUUCACCCUGAAGCUUCUGAAUAGGAAAGUUUUAUUUUGCAAUAAAUAAUUCAAUACAUCACCAUGAAUAUUGCUGAUAUUGAAAAAGUUGCUAAUCGAAAACGGAUUAACGCUGAAGCAGAAAAGUUACGCGAGAAAGUUAACAAGGAGACUGCUAAUAUUAUUAAACUUAAGGUUGCCCAAGAUACAGCAUACUGGGAUUUGAAAGAAAAACUUCAUCAACUCGAAAACAACCAUGAGCGCCUGCAGCAGAAUAUGGUUGAGGUGCAAAUGCAGCACGAAGCCAUUUCGGGUCAAUACCAAGACGAGCUAAGACUCCGGCCUGAAACAUUAAACAAGUUAAGCAGUACUCGUCAGAUCUGCGAUGUUCUAGAAGAAUACAGCGAGCGGCUUAAAGCAAGCGUGUCCCGUUGCAAGAAUGACCAAGCAAUGCUAGCUGAAGCCUACAACAAAUCCGGCCAGCUUGUUAGAGAAAUUAAAGACAAGCAAACCCAGUCUGAAGAGAAGAACUUGCAGAUUAUCAAUAAUUUACAAGAGAAAGUAAAACUUCUUGCUGACCAUAAGGAGCAAAUGUCUCAAGUAUUUACAUCAUCAAAACAGCAACUAGAUUUAGAGUUGAAUGACGCUCGAACUAAACUUGCCACUGCUCUUAACCAAAAAGACGAGUUGUUCGUGGCUUUGAAUGACUUGAGCAGAAAGCUGGAUCAUACUAAACGUGAACUGGAAAAGAAAGACGAUAAUAUCGCUAGCUUACAAACAGAUAUGAAAAAAUGCAUUCUUGAAUGCAAUAAUCACAUCACGGAUAUGAAGAACGCCAACUCUCAGCAAGAAAAAGUCCUGAAAGAAUGUACGGCAGCCAACGAGUCUCUAAAGACAGCGCUCCAGAACCAGGAACAAUUCACUCAGUCGAUUUGUGAUCAGAAUAAUAAGCUACAAGAGAAAAUUUCGACUUUGGAAGAGGAACAAAUAUCAAGCUCUGAAAAAAUUAAAGAUUUGGAAACAAAGCUAGAGGAAUCUAAUUUGGAGUGUGGUAAACUGAUGAAAAAUAUUGAAGCGCUAAAUGAGAAGACAGAAGAAUUAAAAAAUGAGAUAGACGAGAAAAAAAUGCUUUUAGAACAAUCGUUGAUCGAACAACAAAACUUGAAAGAUCAGGUAUUGGCCCUAGAAAAGCAGAAAUCUGAGAUAGUCGUUGAACUUAGCAAUGCUACCCAAGAAUUGGAAUUGAGAUCCGUUAAAAUUGAGGAAUUGACUUCAACCAUCCAGGAGUUACAAGCAAAGAUAUUUGAAAUGGAAACUACCCUGGAGAACAACAAGGCCGACAAUGCGAACAAAAUCGAAGAGAUUAGUAUCAUUCUGGAAACUAAAGUAAAACUUAUAGAAGAGAAAGACGAAGAAUUGGAUUGUAAAGCAUCUACUAUCAACAAGCUCAUGUCUGAUCUAAAGAAUGGUACCGACGCUAGAACUAAAUUAGAAAACAAUAUCGAGAAAAUGAAGAAGGAUAUGGAAACUGAGAGGAAUAUUACAAAAGAGAAGGAAAAUACCUUGACGAAGAAAAUAGAACAGAUGGAGAAUGCUGCUAAAGAAAAAGAAAUCGAGCUAUCAAAACAAAUGUCCAUAAUUUUAGAGACCCGUAAGGAAAAGGAUCGACUACAAGACAAGUUGAAAAGCAUGCAGAAUACAAUAGAUAAUAUCGAAAAAGAAGUAACAGGGCGCUCUGCCUCGCAGUCGACGCGCCAACCCGCUGAACUAGAUGAUAAUGGAGGAAUGAUGAAGCCAGCACCACCGAUUAAGGUUUAG
Cydia fagiglandana is the source of this 1806-nucleotide messenger RNA. Its product is annotated as putative leucine-rich repeat-containing protein DDB_G0290503. The record is from RefSeq and is a predicted model, not a curated record. The coding region runs from base 73 to 1806 and encodes 577 amino acids. Lineage: Eukaryota; Metazoa; Arthropoda; Insecta; Lepidoptera; Tortricidae. The transcript has 11 exons.